AGCGGCGCGCGCGGCCUGCACGCACCGGCGCGGCCCUGGGAAGCGGCCUGCGACCGCUGGACGCGCUCUGCACUUUGGGCCCUAGCACGGCUCAGCUGUCAGUUCCCGGGGUUGAGGAGCAGGAGCGGCCCCAGAGUCUGUCCAACUGCCCGGACCACUUCCGGCGGCCUCGUAACUCGUAACUCCGGGGCGGCCGACCUGGGCGCGGAGGCCCCCUCGGCUCGCCCGGCUGCCGCGCAGACCCCGACCCCGACCCACUCCCGCUCCCGCUCCCGCUCCCGAUCCCGAUCCCGGCUGCAGUGGCCCGGGUGGGGCGUCUGGAAGUUUGAGCCUCGCUCUCCCCGAGGCGGAUUAAGUAGCCCAAGAAACAUUACAUUCAUUCAGGUGCAGUAAAGAUUACACACAGGAAGCGCUAAGUGAGUUACUUGUCCUUCACGUCUCUGCGGCUGAGCUGCUUUCACGGCCAGUGGGGCUGAAUCAGGAUCCACAGCCAGGGCCCUGAGGUGGGCCCAGUUCUGGUAGUUUCCUGCACUGUCACUGGAUGACUCCGUGGAUUUCAAAUAAAAUGUGUCUAAUGGAUUAAUGCUUACAAAGUAUUCAAACACCGAGGGAAAAAGCAAAUUAGACUUCUGUAGAAGGCACCAAAAAACUCAUUCUGUGAAGGAAAAAAGGUGGUUUUGCCACCUAAGGCAGCCCUUGGGUGAGGGUGUCGGGCAGUGAACACGUAAUCCGCAGAAGACUUCCCACGAGUCCUUGGGCCCAUCCUGUACAGACACGCUAGCCGCAGUCCCUGUGAACAGGCAGCCAGUUGCAUCCUUGCAGAGCGGCAUUGGGUAUCUGUGGGUCAUCCUGCCCCCGGACCCGAACUGCGCUCCACUUGGAAGAGACAUGUCAGUCAGGGGCCUGCAGUUUUGCGAACAGAUGGCCUGUAAGGAACAUGCAUCUGCUCGGUGCCUGCCAGGCCCAGGCCUGUGUGCCGAGGGCGCCUGUGACGCUGGGCUCCGUCCCGCCCACCAGUGGCAGCACAGCAGGCCGCCUCUCUUCUGGGAAGGUCCCGUGGUGACUCAUCAGCCUCUUCGUAGUGACUCGGAGCAGCCCAGCCGAGGGCUCCUGUGUGCUCGAGUCUGCUGGGGUGCUUCCCCGUUGACGUCAGUGCUUGCAGGCCCAGGAUCUGAGCUGGCCCUCAGCCCCUAGCCCUCGAUCACUCCUAAAGUAGACACAGGGCACACUGUUUUGAGCUGUGUGUGUAGCCAGACUUGAAUGCGGUUCAUAUCGCCAGCAGAUGCCCCGGCUGCCCGCGCCGCUCGUCCCUUAGGCCUCGGCGGGAGACACAGCAACCGAGAGCGCUGCAGGCAAGAGAGCUGGCUUUGACAAGGCAGUCUGUGUCACGGGCCCCCAGCCCCUUCCGCCGCCACUCACGCAGUGCCGAUGAGCAGGCCUGCGCUGACUGCGCGGAGCGCGGUAAGGUGUCGGAGGCCAGGCUGUGAGCUUUGCCUCGACACAGAUGCCACUGCUGCCGUAAGUGGCGAGCGCUGUGCACAGGGGAGGCAGACAGACAGCUGCUGCAGGAGCCCGCUGCUUGGGGGCGUUUGUGUCAAUUCGGUGGCGCCCGCUGCAGCGGGACAGCUGGGAAGAAGUCCGGUGGUAGUUCCAGAGAAGGGCUCCGUUCUCGGGGGUCUGUGAACUGGGAGUGUGCACAGCCGAGGGCUCACAAACCCCCUCAUGGCAGAAGGGCUGUGGUGGUUCCCUGAGGUGAGACGGAGUGCUGAGUGCGGCAGCUGCGCCUUCCCUUCAGGGAAGGCGAGCCACGCGGCCAAGAGCAAAGACAAAUGCGACUCAGGCUGCGGACUCGCUCCGUGCCCACAGUUGCCGUGGUUUGCGCUGCUGAGCCUGCUCUCUGCUCGGGCUUUGGGGGCAAAGCCUGACCUGCACUGCAGCCGCCUCCCGCUAACAGCUCCUGGGAAGAGGCCUGUGUCCGUGGCCAGAGUCCCCGCUGCCUCUCUGCUGUGCUGGUGGCAGAGAUGUGGGAAGCGGCGCUGCGCCCUUCCCGCGCCACACGGCUAGGGGCGCGGCGCCUCCUGGGCUGCCGGCAGCGGUUCGCCAGGGCGCAGGGCCUGUCCGGGCCCGACACGGCAGCCAGUGCAAAGGGGCUGGAUGGAGAGCUGCCAUCUGUUCUCACUCAUCUCUCAACCACCACGGUCCCGAAAGCCUGUCACAGCGCGACACUCCCCUCCGUCAACCCUCUGGAAACGUGCAGCCACUGUAAGGGACCUAAGUAAACGGGCCUAAAGCAAACGUUUCGCCUCAGUGUAGAGCCCGUCUCUGCACGGGGGGCCCGCCUGCACCGACGUUCACCUGGGGACCCGGCAGGUGGCCCACCAGAGGUGGGCCCUCGCCAGGCUGCUCCUGAGGCUCUGGCUGUGCUCAGUGGUCACCCGGCCGGUCGCCGUGCCCGCGGUGAGUCCUUUCAACCCAAGUCACACGUGUGUCCUGUGCGUGGGCACUGCAGGCUUAGGUGCAGAAAAGCAGGGCUAGGAUUGGAAGCCACAGCCCAGCAUGGCAGGAGAGGACGCGGGGGCCCCACCCGAUCGCCUCUGGGCCCACCGGGAAGGCGUCUACCGCGACGAGCACCAGCGCACGUGGGUGGCUGUCCUGGAGGAGGAGACGAGCUGCCUCAGGGCGCGAGUGAAGCAGGUGCAGGUGCCCUUAGGUGACGCGGCCAGGCCGAGUCACCUCCGCACGUCCCAGCUGCCUCUCAUGUGGCAGCUCUACCCCGAGGGGCGCUACAUGGACAGCAGCUCUCGCCUGUGGCAGAUCCAGCACCACGCCACGGUCAGGGGGGUGCGGGAGCUGCUGCUUCGGCUUCUACCCCACGAUUAACCCGGUGCGCGGCCCUGGGAAGAUGCGCGCCUCCGCCCCCCGCGCCGGGCCAUCGCCUCGCCCCCCACUGCAGUGUACCCAGCGCGGGGCAUGGGGGCGGGAGUGGCUUGAACAACUGCUCACGGACACAAGCUUAGGAAGGGUCGUGCAGAGCCCCACAGGCGGGACUGCAGAGAGGGGGCGCGGGCAGAGCGCCAGUCCACGAACACACCCAGUCAGGACACGUAACUUGAAACCGAGCCCUUGGGAGCGCACCACAGAGCCUUCGCUGGACGACACCACUGGGCCUGGGCCCGAUGAGUCCCCGACGGUCAGCGCCUGCUGCAGGACAGCCACCCUGCUCGCCAAGGACUGGGUACUGACCUAGAGGAGCGCCCGCAACUCGCCCGCCUUUCCUUCUCCCGGCCCGUGAAUGUCUAGGUUUCACUCCUGUUCCCAGCCCGGCCGGCCUAACCCAGGGACCAGAGGCGGGGCAGAAGCUGCCGGCACCGGUGGCACAAGCUGCAAAGGCUCCCGGGCCUUUUCCUUCCCCAAGUUGUGUCUCCGAGUGCCUGGAAGUCGGUGCGCAAACUCGCAAGCACUGGAAUCGCUCCUCUGGCUCGAGGUUGCACAUAAGCGGGCUCCCGCGAGCGCCGCAGGCCGCCAGCACCUGCCUGGUUCCCAGACCGCGUGGCUGCCUGCUGAGGAAAGUUCUGGGUCCAGUGGUCGGGAUGGUUUGAGUCCAUGACAAGUGAGCGUUUCCUUUAGGAAGACCCUCGGGCAUGACAGCUGCGGCCUUGGACCCCCCAGGGCUUUGGCUUUCGGUUUUCUGGAAAUGCCACAGAAGGACCCGUGCCAGAAGCAAGCCUGUGCCAUACAGAAAUGUUUACAAGCCAACAGCUAUGCGGAGGCCAAGUGCCAGGCUGCGCUCCGGGAACUGCGCCAGUGCUGUGCCCGCCUCCCCAAGGGCAGAUCGCUGGUCUGCUCAGGGUUUGAGAGAGAAGAAGAAAGCCUGGCACCAAAGCCACUGCGAAGCGACGUUCUCUGAGAAGUCACAACCGGCCCAAGGCCUCCAGGCCGGCUCCAGCAGCAGCGGGCACCAGACGCACGGCUCAACUAGCCAGUGGCUCCGCCACCUACACAGGGCAGACAGACCCCAAGCAGAAUAAACAUGCACAACGCAAUAAACCCGAGCUGCUAAAAUA
Condylura cristata (star-nosed mole) is the source of this 4064-nucleotide messenger RNA. Its product is annotated as protein p13 MTCP-1. The coding region runs from base 2557 to 2880 and encodes 107 amino acids. Gene Ontology annotation, biological process: positive regulation of peptidyl-serine phosphorylation. The record is from RefSeq and is a predicted model, not a curated record. The transcript is spliced from 7 exons. Gene Ontology annotation, molecular function: protein serine/threonine kinase activator activity. Lineage: Eukaryota; Metazoa; Chordata; Mammalia; Eulipotyphla; Talpidae.